AUGUUGAGCGUACAAUGAAGCUUAAGAUUAGUCGUGCUCCGCCCGCGAAACGUUCAAAACACUUGUUACAAUUGAUAUGCGUACGAUUAUCUAUUUAAAGUAAAAUAUACUAAAUACGUAUAGUAAUAAGGUCCAAAUUCUUGCCGACACGAAGAUAAUUUAUCCUCGUAGAUGUAGCUGACAUCUAUACAUUAAAUAUAUAAUUAUUCUAUUGUUUCUGCUGAGAUUCGAACUUAGAUAAUGGCGCAAUCGUACAGAGUGGCGCCGGUAUGCGCAGAGGACGUCCCAGAUGUUAUGAAACUACUUAAAAAAACAUUCUAUAUAGACGAACCACUAAACGAAGCGGUCGAAUUAUGCGACGAGAAUGGCAUAUGUCCCGAGUUAGACGAAUACUGUACACACUCACUGCUGGAAGGACUGUCCUUUAAGGCUAUAGACCAAGAUGACAAUAUAGUGGGAGUGAUAAUAAACGGUGUUAGUCCAUUGAAAGAGGAGGACAACGGCAAUGACCUCCUAAGCCAAGCUCGAAGGUGUCAGAAUCCAAAAUUCCAGAAAAUAUUAUACAUACUCGCACGCCGAGAGGAGGUAUCGAGACUCUGGGAAAAAUUUCCACAGGAACAGAGGCUGGUGGAAGUUAAGGUGGCAGCCACAGACCAGAAUUGGAGGAAACGGGGCAUAAUGAACGCUCUAGUCAAGGAAACUGAAAAGAUUACCGAGCAGAAAGGCAUCAGACUACUACGGAUGGACACAUCGAGUGCCUACUCAGCGAUGUCCGCAGAGAGGCUGGGUUUCAUGUGUGUUUAUCAAGCGCUCUAUUCUGAAAUAAAAAGGGACGACCAGCCACUCAUAGUACCUAAAUCACCACAUUUGUACGAUAAGGUUUUUAUCAAGAAGUUGUUUUGAUUGAUUAAUCAUUGUCAUAGAUAACAAAACUGUUCUGAAUCUAUAUUGUUUUCUUUACAAUCCAGCCACCUAUUUAUUAUAAUCGUAAAAUAAAUCACAUCCUAUGAGUUA
Molecule: messenger RNA, 1014 nt
Organism: Galleria mellonella (greater wax moth)
Lineage: Eukaryota; Metazoa; Arthropoda; Insecta; Lepidoptera; Pyralidae
Product: arylalkylamine N-acetyltransferase 1-like
Exons: 5
Coding region: 241-903 (220 amino acids)
Molecular function (GO): N-acetyltransferase activity
Source: RefSeq, a predicted model, not a curated record